This is a messenger RNA of Pseudophryne corroboree (corroboree frog), 3276 nucleotides long. RefSeq names its product zinc finger AN1-type containing 2B (gene ZFAND2B). NCBI's taxonomy places the organism in Eukaryota, Metazoa, Chordata, Amphibia, Anura, Myobatrachidae. Gene Ontology annotation, biological process: protein targeting to ER; proteasome-mediated ubiquitin-dependent protein catabolic process. The record is from RefSeq and is a predicted model, not a curated record. The coding region runs from base 13 to 861 and encodes 282 amino acids. Gene Ontology annotation, molecular function: zinc ion binding. The transcript has 11 exons. Gene Ontology annotation, cellular component: cytoplasm; endoplasmic reticulum.
GAAGCUGGGGUGAUGGGUGUGCAGAUUCUGUGCAGGCUGGAGCGCAGUAUAGGGUUAGAUAUAGGGCAAUUAUUCCCUCAUCCCUUGGAAGGUGAGAUUAUGGAGUUUCCAAACCUCGGGAAGCAUUGUUCAGAGUCCACUUGCAAGCAGCUUGAUUUCCUACCUCUAAAAUGUGAUGCAUGUGAACAAAUCUUCUGUAAAGACCACGUUAUGUAUGUGCUCCAUGGGUGCAGCUCGGCCUACAAGAAGGAUGUGCAGGUUCCAGUUUGUCCUCUUUGCAACACCCCAAUCCCAGUUAAAAAGGGACAGACCCCUGAUGUCGUAGUUGGAGAACACAUUGACCGUGACUGCAAGUCAGAUCCAGCUCAGCAGAAGCGCAAGAUAUUCACUAACAAGUGUGGAAAACCAGGCUGUCGGCAGAAAGAGCUCAUGAAGGUGAUAUGCGAUGACUGCCAUGGAAACUUCUGCCUCAAACACAGGCACCCCCUUGAUCAUGAAUGCAAAGGCAAGAGUGCCCCCAUCUCCAGGGCAGGACAUGCAGCAGUGCUCAGAUCUCAGGCCUCCUCUUCCAAAGCCCCUGCCACAUCCAGCUACACAGCAGCCAGACCAACAGCACAACCCCAGCGGAACAGAGGAAGUGUCCCCAAUGCGCAGCCUCCUGCAGCAGCUGCUUUGCAGAACGGAUUAUCGGAAGAGGAAGCUCUUCAGAGAGCUCUGGAAAUGUCAAUCGCGGAGUCAGCGCAGAAUGUGACCGAACAGCACAGCACUCAGGAAGAAGAGGACUUGGCUCUGGCACAAGCUCUGUCUGCUAGUGAGGAAGAGUAUAGACGGCAACAGGUGUGCUCUGACCGACACGCUUAGGGUUUUGCAUUGCACCUAGCACAGAAUUGUGCACACAGGGACAGAGUCGCAGUGCCAAGCAGACCACCUGCAACUUGUGCUAGCACAGCACGGGACCUUCCAUCACCCCCAUCACAGACACAGGGACUACAAGCAGAAUUUCCACUGACUUACAGCGGCAACACCACUUGUUUUGCUUUUGCAAAACGGACAUGUUCUGUGGACAGUGUUUGCAUGCCUGGAUUUCACAUUAGUGUGUUGCAGAAGGGAAAAUAUUGUUGGGAAUAAGGUAGGUUUUUCUGUCGCCUAAAACAGUGUAAGCUGCUAUAUUGUGGGCCAAACAGAUAUCCAUGACAAUACAGACAUUAGCUGAAUUGUAAUUAAAUAUUCGUUUAGCCCAAAGACCAUCUGUCUCUGUUGUCUCUUGGAGACCGGUGCGAUUUAAAGAGUCCAGUUUCAGCAUUUCCAAAAAUGGCUUACUGUAUAUGUUGUUUCACCAGUAAACAGGCCACUUACUGCUGUAAGUGACAGAGAUUUAUCAAGCACAUUUAUUCAUAUUCCAAUUCUGCUGCUUAUUGAAAAGAAAUUCAGGUAAUUUUUAUACAGUAGAUAUAUCUUCGAUAACCUACGGCACAGUAUCAGCUGUUUAGACUACAAGUCUCACCAUAGCAGGGUAUUAUGGUAUUUGUAGUUCAGCAGCAGCAGUCAACAGCUUUUACUAUUUGGUGCUAAAAUUUGCAGAAAGGUUUCUUAUGCCUGGAACACAGUGGGCGGAAUAUAACUAUUUGAGCUGCCAGUAGAUGGUGCCCAACGGAACCAUUCAAUCGUAGUUCUGUUCAGCUACAAUCAGCUGCCGGAGCCUUCAUUUCAGUUCGCACACCCAAGAGGGGUGUCGAGCUAAAAUGAGCGGGAAGUGACCCAUUUGGAUGCCCAAAUGUGACUUUUUGUGUAGUGCCCGUUACUUUGGCCGGGUUCAGCUGCUUUACGCAGCUAAACCAGACCUCUCUGGGCGCGAAGUGCAUGAUUAAAAAGCACAAUUAAAUAAAGUGACGGGAGCUCAAGCAUGAUAAACAAUUGAAUUCCGCUCAGUUAGUCAUCAGUAAACUGCUUAACGUGGAUGACACACAGGCACAAAUCAAACUUAUUACUGAGUCUGCCUGAUUGUAAAACCAAUUUUUAUAUAUCCGUACUGUUAUAAGGAUUAACUUAAUUAAGAUUCUUAAUCACAUGCUAUUCCUUAAAAGACUAAAACAUACUUCCUCUAUAGAUAGUUUUGUACAUCUAUACUUAAGUAAUUGAGGGAUAUUCCCAUAUGUGGUCAACUUAAUGCAUUUUUUCAGUGAGUGCGAUGGAGGUAAAAUGUCUAAAUAAAUAUGGCUUCUAAUGAAAAGAUCCUGUUUGAGACCAAAGCGUGACAUUAAUUAUCAAAUAAGAAUUUGGAUAUGACUUUUAAUGUUUGCAGUCGAUUAAGUUACAUUUAUAUGCGAGGUCCUUUUGAGGAGUAUUAUUCGUAGAGAAGCUAUAUAAUCACAAGUCAGUGCUUCUGCUGCAAGAGCGACGGUCCUAUAACUAUAUAUUUAUAUAUUAAUCAUGUUCACAAUUAUUCAUCUGAUAAUACUGCAGAAUAUCGAAAAAGUGCACAUUUACCACACAGCAAGAUGUCCUGUUCUACUGCCUGUAAUAUGUUCUAUAGAGAGAACACAAAAUAUGCUUGUGUAAGUAUUUAAAGGGUUUUAUUAUGAAACGUAAAUGUGAAUAUGAGGUUAGCGUUGUUAACUGGAACAUUUUGCUAAUUGUAUUUAUGAAAAUAUAUGAAAUAUUGUAAAGAUCUCUAUUUCCAAGAUCUAGUUCCUUUCUCUGUAAUUCACAUUCCUUCUGUUUCAUCUGAGUGUUGGCUGCAUUGGGGUUUACGUGUGGAUUUUAUUGCAGAUCUGAUGAUACGUCAGAGGUAUCAUGGCGCUCAGAAAAGCCUUAUAACCUCUGUUAUACCUUCAGAGACCUCUCAAAGAAGUGAUUUUAGUAUAAGCAUAAGGAAUGUUGAAUUUAAAGGUAUAUUUUAGCACAGAGUCUAAAAUGAAUUGAAAAUUGAUUUUGUCAAGAACAAUUAGUAAAAUGAGUCUGCUAACACAGAUUGAAUACAUGCCUUUUAAAGCUGCACUAGAACCUGUGGACAUUUUUGUACUCCGGCUAGGAAGACGAAUCAUGUUAGUAAAACAAUGAUGUAGGUGGUUGUGCACCUUUUAUAGAGGAAUGAUAAUCCUAAGUAAGGCUAUUUUCUCAGGUUCUGGUAGCGCAGAGAAGUGGAUCUUUUACGAAGGCUCUUUCCAUUCUUACUGUGACUAUUUUAAUGAUUGGAGGAACAAUUUCAGAAAGAGCAGCACCUCCACUUGUUAUUUUAAUUUAUAAGCAACCAAAUAAAUUAUGAAUGUACAUUAA